This is a messenger RNA of Monomorium pharaonis (pharaoh ant), 1583 nucleotides long. It is a transcript of the gene mRpL9, whose product is annotated as 39S ribosomal protein L9, mitochondrial. The record is from RefSeq and is a predicted model, not a curated record. The transcript has 3 exons. Bases 725 to 1540 code for a protein of 271 amino acids. Gene Ontology annotation, biological process: translation. Lineage: Eukaryota; Metazoa; Arthropoda; Insecta; Hymenoptera; Formicidae. Gene Ontology annotation, molecular function: structural constituent of ribosome. Gene Ontology annotation, cellular component: ribosome; mitochondrion.
ACAUGGAAUAACAAAGAAAUAUUGAUUAAAUUGUACAUAUUUAUUUUUACAAUUAUGCGCCGAUCAUAAAAUAAUCGCGAGAGCCGGCGGCGCCCGCGCGAUAAACAUAUUCUGAAAAAGCAUUAGACGCCGGCGAUCGCCUCGGAGCUCGAAGUCAGAAAACGUUAGAUGGGGGAAGAGGCAGAGGAGAAAGGGACAAACUCAGCCGCGAACGUAGCCGAGUGCGCGACGGCUCACGCCGAUCGCAGCCGAGCGCGCGUGCCUCACGGAUAGGGGGAGUGCGAUGUGUGCGUGAGCGUGCCCGGGCUUGAAAUCGCAUCACAGAUUGGUGUGGUGAAUAGGUUAUGUCAGGAUCAUAGGCGGUUGAAUAAUAAAUCUGUAUUUGUCACAGUUUUAAAUAAACACAGAAGUCUCUUACAGAAUCUAAGUACAGAAUGGCCACAAAAUAAUUGAAAAUUGUUUCCAUUGUCAACGACGACUUAAGCUAUUCAACUAACCUUUUUUUCUCGAGCUGGUCUCAUCGAAAAAAAUAGGCUUCAAGAAAAAAAAACACAAGCAAAUAUCAAAAGUAACAAGACCGAGAACAAAGACUUAUGUGCUGUAUAACACCAAGGAUUAAAAGCACCUAAAUAUUCAUCUUCAAAAAUUCCUUGCUACCUCAUUUUGUAAUUAGACAUUUAUCAAGAAGAGUUCUCUGAGAACUGAGCAAGAGUGAACGACAAAUAUGUUCAAGUUUCCAAGAUUAAUUGUGAAUCACGUAAAGGCUUUGGCGAUGCCUACUUCAUCCAGCAAUGUAGAUUAUUUAGCACAACAAACACGGAACACUUUUAUUCUCAAAAGAAGAUAUCCAGUGCAGCUUCACAAAAAGAAUUCCAAGCCCCAUCGCCUGAAAGCGAGGCACUAUAUUUACGAUCUCGUUGAGGACACAAAUACGAGGAGGAAGAAGCCACUCGAUUUGAUUCUGACGCAGUAUGUGGCGGGACUUGGAAACGUAGGCACUCAAGUGUCAAUGCACCCAACACAGGCGUACAUGACGCUCCUAUUGCCGAAGCUGGCGGACUAUGCUACCCCUGAGAACAUUGAGAAGUAUACAAAGAUGGCGACAGAUGAGGCGGACAAAACACCGUUUAGCUCCGCUUUGGUGGAAAAGACAAUAAAGUACCUGGGGCAGAAGCGAAUAUCCAUUAUCAUGUCGAAAGACGUGUCGUGGACAUUGGAGAAAUGGCAUAUAAAGGCAAACUUUCGCAAGGCAGGCAUCUAUUUACCUGAAGACGCUGUAACAAUGCCCGAGAAACCGAUAUCUGGACCGAACCUGGACCUCGAGGGGAAAGAGUUCUAUGUGACGCUCACGAUCAACAAUCGCGAGCACGUGAAGGUGCGAUGUGUGCUACACCACUGGACACCGGAGAAGACGGCGCAAGUCUACGUCGAGGAGUUUUGGAAGCAACCAGGCGAGCCAAUAUUUCCUGAGGACAAGCCGAUUUUAGACUCUCUUCCUACCUUCUGGACAGAAAAGAAGAAAAAGGAAUCAAAUUUGUAAUAUCUUGUAUUAUGUAUGUAAAUAAAAGACGUUUAAUGGGAAA